AUGAACACUAGCGACAACCAUAAUUAUUCAGCAUUUGCAGAUCUUCUGGCAGAAUCUUCGCGUGUUCUAUGCCUCGUCGGUGCUGGACUCAGUGCACCAUCUGGCCUGGCCACCUGGCGUGGAACAAACGGGCUAUGGAACGACAUCAAUGUGAAAGAACUUGCUUCACCCAAAAAGUUUCGAGAAGAUCCAAUUACAGUGUGGAGAUUCUAUGGCGAGCGAUUACUCGAGGCGUUGGAAGCGAGGCCGAAUGCUGCACAUCAUGCGUUGGCGGCGCUGGCUGAUUGGCAUCAAGGAUGGCUUACUAUCAAUCAGAACGUUGAUGGGCUUCUCGAGCAAACUGGUCAUCCCAUGUCAAGGUUGCUGAACGUUCACGGUACAUUAAAGACUGUUCGAUGUACUGCAUGCAAUUACUCUAUCGACGUUCAUAAGCCAGAAGACGUCCCAUUUCUUCUUUCGUUAUCCAAUACUGACCACAAAGCACGUCCAGUUGCGCUAUCCGACCUUCCACAUUGCCCCCAAUGUGCAAAUCUCUUGCGCCCAAGAGUGGUUUGGUUUGGCGAAAGGCUUGCUGCUGGCGCACCAGACAAUGUUGAUGAGUGGAUGUCAGAAGAAUACAUUGAUUUGGUGAUUACGGCUGGGACUAGCUUGCAAGUUUUCCCAGCUGCAGAGUGGGUGAGCACUGCACGAGCAGAUGGAGCAUCCUUGGCUAUUAUUGAUACGGAAGACUACGAAACAGUGGAUGGCUUUGAUGAAGGGGACUGGCUCUUCAAAGGAGAUAUCGCAUUUACGCUACCUAAAAUAGUCGAUAUUCUCAAUUCAUGA
Messenger RNA from Bipolaris oryzae ATCC 44560, 825 nucleotides. RefSeq lists its product as uncharacterized. Lineage: Eukaryota; Fungi; Ascomycota; Dothideomycetes; Pleosporales; Pleosporaceae. The transcript has 2 exons. The record is from RefSeq and is a predicted model, not a curated record. The coding region runs from base 1 to 825 and encodes 274 amino acids. Gene Ontology annotation, molecular function: NAD+ binding.